This is a messenger RNA of Solanum lycopersicum (tomato), 2662 nucleotides long. RefSeq names its product probable cyclic nucleotide-gated ion channel 16. NCBI's taxonomy places the organism in Eukaryota, Viridiplantae, Streptophyta, Magnoliopsida, Solanales, Solanaceae. Gene Ontology annotation, biological process: transmembrane transport; monoatomic ion transport. Gene Ontology annotation, molecular function: monoatomic ion channel activity. The record is from RefSeq and is a predicted model, not a curated record. Gene Ontology annotation, cellular component: membrane.
GAUUUAUAUAUAGAUUCGAUAAUGACGUUUCGAACAUCAAUUAUGUUUUGGGAAGAAAUUUUGAUUUGAUAAUUGUUGAGGUAAUUUGAAUGAGGAAAAGUGAAAAACUGAAGGAUGGGAAAAAUAAGCAAAGCUAUAUAUACGCACCAGCAGUAGUGAAUCUGUCGCGCGCAACAAAAUGAAUCACUCUUCGUUUUGUUCUCUAAUCUUUGAGAAACUCAAAUCUCCAUGGCCAUCAUUCUUGUGUCCUAGGGUUUCUCUGUUCAAAAAUGAAUUCUCUCCCAGGCCAUCUCAACCGCUUCAAGAAUUCCCUGAUUUACGACCAGCAAAAGCCCUUUUGGAAGCAGAUUCAUGAUCCAAAUGGCGAAUUUGUUGGCAGAUGGAAUCACAUUUUCCUCUUCACUUCCUUCGUCGGUCUCUUUGUGGAUCCUCUCUUUUUGUUGCUUCCUAUUAUUAUCGAUAACUGUAUGGGCACCGACAAUCUAUUGGGUUACGCCAUAAUAGUAUUUCGCCUAAUGGUUGAUUGCUUCGCCUGCUUUCAAAUCUAUUUGAAAUUCCGUACAGCUUUUGUUUCCAAAAAAACUCGGGUUUUUGGCAAGGGUGAGCUAGUGAUGGAUCGACGCUUGAUCGCUAUUCGUUACUUAAAAAACGCCUUUGUCAUUGAUGUUGCUGCUGCCCUCCCUCUCCCACAAAUUGUUAUUUGGUUUAUAAUGCCAUUGAAUGGCUCAUCACCCUCUCAUGCUAAUCAUUCCAUCUCUUUGAUCAUUAUGCUUCAGUAUGUGCCGAGAUUUUUGGUCAUUUUCCCCUUAAAUUCAAAGAUUAUUAAGAAUACAGGUGUUGUUGCAAAGACAGCUUGGUCUGGUGCCGGAUACAAUCUUCUCUUAUAUUUGCUAGCAAGUCAUGUUUUAGGAGCUAUAUGGUAUCUGAUGUCUAUUGAGAGGCACUUUUCAUGCUGGACAGAUGAGUGCGUGAAGAAGAAAAAGGGUUCUCCCGAUUGUAAUCAUGACUACCUUGAUUGCUCAUCACUUAAUAAACCUGGGCGUCAGGAGUGGUUAGAAACCACUGAGGUAUUCAACCGCUGCGAUGCUACGCGCAAUAUAACCUUUGAGUUUGGAAUGUUUGGUGAUGCAAAUACUGAAAGAGUUACAUCUGCUAGCUUCUUUGAUCGAUAUUUUUACUGCCUAUGGUGGGGUUUAAAGAGCUUAAGUUCAUAUGCACAAAGUAUUACUACCAGCACUAACAUUGUUGAGACGCUCCUUUCUAGUCUUAUUUGUCUUCUGGGUUUGGUCUUCUUUGCACUGCUGAUAGGCAACAUGCAGAGCUAUCUACAAUCCAUGACAGCAAGACUUGAACAAUGGAGAAUUAAAAGAAGGGACACUGAGGAGUGGAUGAGGCACCGUCAGCUACCUGAAGAUCUGCAGGAUCGUGUUCGUCGAUUUGUUCAAUAUAAAUGGUUAGCUACAAGAGGUGUCGAGGAAGAAGAAAUUUUACUUUCCUUACCCUUGGAUUUAAGGCGUCAGAUUCAAAGGCACCUCUGCCUGGCACUUGUUCGUCGUGUCCCUUUCUUCUCCCAGAUGGAUGAUCAACUUUUGGAUGCAAUAUGUGAAUGCCUUGUUUCAUCAUUGAACACGAAAGACACGUUUAUUGUUCGUGAAGGAGAUCCAGUAAAUGAGAUGCUUUUCAUAAUUAGAGGUCAACUUGAGAGUUCAACAACCAAUGGAGGAAGGUCAGGGUUCUUCAACUCCAUUGUGCUAAAUCCGGGUGAUUUUUGUGGUGAAGAAUUGCUAACAUGGGCCUUGGUGCCCAACCCAAAUCUUAAUCUUCCAUCUUCAACUCGAACAGUGAGAUGCCUUACAGAAGUUGAAGCAUUUGCACUUAGAGCUGAAAAGCUCAAGUUUGUCGCAAACCAGUUCAGACGCCUCCAUAGUAAAAAACUACAACAUGCAUUUCGAUACUACUCACACCAAUGGAGGACGUGGGGAGCUUGCUAUAUACAAGCUGCAUGGAGACGCCAUAGGAGGAAAAUACUAGGGGAAGAAUUAUCAAGAGAAGAGAGCUUGUACUACAGGGGAGGGAUGGACCAAGAUGACAAUUAUGGUCGUGAAUAUCCAGAAGCUGGUGGUAAUGCUUCGGAUCAGGCAACAGAAAGCAGUACUCAGCAACUUGGAGUAUUGGCAUCAAGAUUUGCUGCUAAUACCAGAAGAGGCAAGACGGGGGGACGUGUGGACUCUGGUGAAUCCAGCUUAGGUAUGCCUAAACUUUUUAAGCCUGACGAGCCUGAUUUUUCUCAUGAUCCUAGUAGUUGAAUCGCCAGUUCUGGUUUUUGGGUUGGAGUUGGUAGAUAGGUUACUUGUUGCUCUGUUUCUUGUUAUACAAAAGAAACCAUUCAUUCCAACCCAUGCGCUACUACAUACUAACUACUUCACAAAUGUAAAUCGACCGCUAGCUUUUUUAAACCCCAGGGACUCUUUUAGUUACACCAAAUGGUUUCUUGCAAAUCACUGUUACCAAUGAAAAAUUACAGUUAUUUGAUUGAUAAAUCAAAUCCAAGAAGUUGUUAUAGAUAGACUAUGAAGCCCUUGAAUAUCUGUUGAAAUGUUACUAUAGAGCCUGACUUAUUGUACAGUGUUCUAUUGCAUAUCAGACUUGAAAAUUAUUCCAA